AUGCCCUCGAUCUUUGUGCAAAAACUUUCCAAAACUACAGGUGAAAGCAUCGACAACAGGAAAAUCAGGUCGAAUAGCAAAGUUAGAGAAGAAGCAAUCAAAAUGAGUUACUUCUCGUCUCUGGUGCUAUUCUGCCUUUUGGCAAGUGCUCUCGGAAAUCCCUUACUGCGAGAAAAUGAAGGAUUUUUUCAAACACUCGCCUUAAAUAAUAAAAUAAGUGGACGCAUUAUCGGAGGCAGUGUAGCACCAGAAGACGCUUUUCCUUAUCAAGUCUCUCUUCAAAUGUACGGCAGUCAUUUUUGCGGUGGUUCAAUCAUAAAUUCUCAAUGGAUUUUGACUGCAGGACACUGUCUCAGUAGGGCCUAUCCUUUAGUAAUUACUGUUGUUGUUGGAACAAACAAUUUAAGUAAAGGAGGAUCUAAGUAUCGAGGUGAAAAGAUAAUUGUUCACCCCAAAUUUAGUAUGAACUAUCUGACUGGUGACAUAGCUCUGCUUAAAGUGAAAGGAGAAAUAACUUUCUCUUCCAAAGUCAGCCCAAUUGGUCUUCCAUCAGAGGAUGUAAGCAAAGCAGAUCUACCUGUUGUUGUUUCCGGAUGGGGAAAAGUAUCAAACAACGGUCAAGGUCUCCCGACUGAAUUACAGUAUCUAAAUAGCAAAAUCUACAACCAUGAUAGCUGUCUUAGCUUCAGUUCGCUGAUAUCAGAAAAAAAUAUUUGCACGUUCACAAAAUAUGGAGAGGGACUUUGUAAUGGUGAUUCUGGCAGUCCAGUUGUUCUUGGUGACAUUCAAGUCGGAAUCGUUUCAUGGGGAAAUCCAUGUGCAGUUGGAUCUCCAGAUAUUCACACAAAAGUUUUUAGUUACGUAAGCUGGAUCAAUGAAAACGCGAUAGUUGACGAAUGAUUAAAAAAAA
Messenger RNA from Belonocnema kinseyi, 910 nucleotides. RefSeq names its product chymotrypsin-2-like. The record is from RefSeq and is a predicted model, not a curated record. Bases 1 to 900 code for a protein of 299 amino acids. Gene Ontology annotation, molecular function: serine-type endopeptidase activity. NCBI's taxonomy places the organism in Eukaryota, Metazoa, Arthropoda, Insecta, Hymenoptera, Cynipidae. Gene Ontology annotation, biological process: proteolysis. The transcript has 6 exons.